This is a messenger RNA of Actinia tenebrosa (Australian red waratah sea anemone), 1792 nucleotides long. RefSeq lists its product as uncharacterized. The record is from RefSeq and is a predicted model, not a curated record. NCBI's taxonomy places the organism in Eukaryota, Metazoa, Cnidaria, Anthozoa, Actiniaria, Actiniidae.
UUGAGAAUGUCAUAUUUAGUAGCACUCUUAGCAUUCAAAAGCCGUUCUUAUUUCAAGAGCAUAGCAGAACAAAACAUGGCUCACAAAGGCGAUUACAAACUUCAGCUGCAAGAUCCCGAUGACUCGCACACUAGGCAAAAAAAAGCCACUUGUUUUCGGGUCUUUGUGUGUUUUGCUGUCUUGGGUCUUUCUAUCGGUGUUGCUGUGUUCAUAGCCGGAAUAGUAAUUCUUAACAAGAGCUCUACAUCUCAAUGUCCCAACAAGCUUGAGUCUCGCAGUUCUUGUGGGUUUUCUCCUGAAGCUCGACGUGUUGGUCUGCCAGAUGUCUUAAGGAAGAUCAAGGAGGCUUAUUACGAGUAUAAUCCAAAUUACGUGGCUUGGAAACCGGAUCUUUUUGGGAAGGAACUUAAUGAGUUUGUGAAGAAAAGCUACAGACCUUACGAUCCACACCCAACCAAGCUAAAGGCCAAGACAGACAAGUCACUCGGUUUGCUGGAGGAUGUAAAAAGCAUGAACCCAAAUAAGGAUCUGUUGACACCAAGAGAAAGCAAAGCCGUUGCCCAGGCAUCCCACUUUCUCCAACACAAUUUUGGCACACCAUAUGAUGAGAAUUACUACGCGGGUGACUGGAUGCUUGGUCCAAACUACUUUUGCUGGCAGCCCAUAUGCAAUCUCGCUUACGAGCUAAGAUCCUACGGCAUGCAUGCGAUGCCCAGGACAAUCAAUGAUGUGCAACAGGUGAUAGAUGCCAUUAUCAGCCAUAGAAACACGUUUGAACGUUACAGGGCGAAUAUGGAGCUUGGAGUGCGAACUGGUAUGGUUCGAUCUGUAGUAGACUGUAAAUCCAGUGUUUACGCCUUUAAGAAUAACUAUGGCAAUAUGGCCAUCAAAAACGAUUCUUCUGCUAUUUUCGAGGAAAGUUAUGCCAGGGUUUUUCUUGAAACAUCGUUUCUUUCUCGACUUGAAGAAGGCGUCGAACAGAGUUGGGUCGCCUCCAAGGGAUUGAGUGUGCAGGACUCUUUGAGGCGAGCUUUGGUUAGCGGUUUUGCGCAACCGCUGCUGGAGCUCGUACAUUACAUGGAGUUCCAGCAUGUACGACAUUGUCCGCCUGACAAGGUAUCUAGCGGUCUUAGCGAAUUGCCUCUCGAUUACGUGUAUGUUGAUGGUGUACCGGAUGUAAGUCAGGUGACAAACAAGACUCUGCCCACCGGGGAACGAGUUGAUGGUAAAAAGACUUACAAGACCAUCUUGUCGUUCUUCACCACAUCUGAUAUAACACCUGAACAGGUCUAUGAGGAAGGGGUGAAGCAGCUUGACAUCUUCAUGCCACAGGUAUAUCCAGUACGUGAUGGGACUCAUCUCGCCUAAACUUCCACCAUUGUUCUACUUCACUGGACCUAAAGCUACCGCUGCUAAUUGUCCUGUGGAGAUGGAACCUCACUACAACCCGUCUAAUGGUGCUAUGUAUUUCAAACCAAGCAAUGCUUUCUGCACUGUACCCAGCUAUUUUGGAAUGCCCUUCUUUCUUAAGCAGUACGGACCAAAGUUCCAGGAGUGGUCGGUAACGGGGCACGAGGCACGACCAGGACAUCAUACACAAAUGCAAGGACUUUUAGAAAACUACGAGGGCUCGUGUGACGAUGAUCCUGAAUGGCUAAACAAGCAAAACUACUACAUCGCAUUCCAGGAAGGCUGGGCUUUGUACGCCGAGAAUCCUCUGCUGUCACGUGACGUCAAUUUGUACCAAUCAAAUCUGCUGCAAAAAUAUGGGAUGUUGAAGUGGCAGUCAUAA